AGAAGCCUCGACUUGUCAACGAGUCAAGUUUUACGUCAGUGAAACCGCCUGGCAUGUGUUUAUAAAUCGAUAUUUGAGAGUCGCUGCAUGGAUUUGUGCGCUUCCUCCGCCGCUCCGGUUAGUUCAAACUCUUGUUACCUGUGAACCGGAGCAGCUGCGGACUCCUUCAACAUGGCUUCUUCCGCCACAGGUGACCGCCAAGAACAGACGGAUGUAAAUGCCAGCUAUCUGCGGGCAGCGAGGGCAGGGAACUUGGAGAAAGCUCUUGACUACUUGAAGAAUGGGGUGGACAUCAACAUCUGUAACCAGAACGGUCUCAAUGCUCUCCAUCUGGCCUCUAAGGAGGGCCAUGUGGAGGUGGUGGCUGAGCUCAUCAAGCAGGGGGCCAAUGUUGACGCAGCUACUAAGAAAGGGAACACGGCCCUCCAUGUAGCCUCCCUGGCUGGACAGACAGAGGUGGUAAAGGAACUGGUGACCAAUGGGGCCAAUGUCAACGCACAAUCCCAGAAUGGCUUCACUCCACUGUACAUGGCGGCGCAGGAGAAUCACAUGGACGUGGUGCAGUUCCUACUGGACAAUGGCUCCAGUCAGAGUAUCGCUACGGAGGAUGGUUUCACUCCUCUGGCGGUGGCGUUACAGCAGGGCCAUGACCAGGUGGUCUCCCUUCUACUGGAGAACGACACCAAAGGGAAGGUGCGCCUUCCAGCGCUCCACAUUGCCGCCCGCAAAGACGACACCAAGGCCGCCGCCCUUCUCCUCCAGAACGACCACAACGCCGACAUCGAGUCCAAGAUGAUGGUGAAUAGAACAACCGAGAGCGGUUUCACUCCCCUCCAUAUUGCAGCCCACUAUGGCAAUAUCAACGUAGCAACACUCCUGCUUAACAGAGGGGCAGCUGUGGACUUUAAGGCACGGAAUGACAUCACGCCACUGCACGUAGCAUCCAAACGAGGGAACAGCAAUAUGGUGCGUCUGCUGCUGGAGAGAGGGGCCAAGAUAGAUGCACGGACCAAGGAUGGUCUGACUCCUCUCCACUGUGGAGCCAGGAGUGGACAUGAGCAGGUAGUGGAGAUGCUGCUGGACCGAGGAGCUCCUAUACUGUCAAAGACCAAGAACGGUCUGUCCCCCCUCCACAUGGCAACGCAGGGUGACCACCUCAACUGCGUCCAGCUCCUGCUGCACCACGAGGUGCCUGUGGACGACGUGACCAACGACUACCUGACGGCCCUGCACGUGGCUGCCCACUGCGGACACUACAAGGUGGCGAAGGUCAUCGUGGACAAGAAGGCCAAUCCCAACGCCAAGGCACUGAAUGGUUUCACUCCCCUGCACAUUGCCUGUAAGAAGAACAGAGUCAAGGUGAUGGAGCUGCUUCUGAAGCAUGGAGCGUCCAUACAGGCAGUCACUGAGUCUGGUCUGACUCCCAUUCAUGUUGCGGCAUUCAUGGGACAUGAAAAUAUCGUCAGCCAAUUGACCAACCACGGGGCUUCGGCAAACACAACUAACGUGCGAGGAGAGACAGCACUCCACAUGGCUGCAAGGGCAGGACAGUCAAACGUGGUCCGAUAUCUGGUCCAGAAUGGAGCCCGAGUCGAAGCUAAGGCUAAGGAUGACCAGACCCCGCUGCAUAUCUCAAGUCGCCUGGGUAAGUCAGACAUUGUCCACCAGCUGCUGGCCAACGGAGCGUGCCCAGAUGCCACCACCAGCUCCGGGUACACCCCCCUGCACCUGGCUGCCAGGGAGGGGCACAGAGACGUGGCUGCAGCACUGCUGGACCAGGGAGCCAGCCUGGGCAUCACCACUAAGAAGGGCUUCACUCCCUUGCAUGUAGCUGCAAAGUAUGGGAAGAUAGAAGUGGCCAACCUCCUUCUGCAGAAGAACGCUCCACCAGAUGCUUCAGGGAAGAGUGGACUAACCCCACUGCAUGUGGCAGCACACUAUGAUAACCAGAAGGUGGCGCUACUUUUACUUAACCAGGGAGCCUCACCGCAUGCUGCUGCAAAGAACGGUUACACCCCACUCCAUAUCGCGGCGAAGAAGAAUCAGAUGGAGAUUGCCACCACGCUGCUGGAGUACGGUGCCUCCACCAACGCCGUAACACGCCAGGGAAUCACCCCACUGCACCUUGCAGCACAGGAGGGCAACGUGGACAUUGUCACACUGCUGCUGGCCAGAGACGCUACUAUUAACAUGGGCAACAAGUCUGGUCUGACUCCACUCCAUCUGGCUUCCCAGGAGGAUAAAGUCAACGUUGCUGAGGUCCUUGUCAACCAGGGAGCUACUGUAGACCCUGAGACAAAGAUGGGUUAUACUCCUCUCCAUGUGGCCUGUCACUAUGGCAACGUUAAGAUGGUCAACUUCCUGCUAAAAAACCACGCCAAGGUCAACACUAAGACCAAGAACGGUUACACUCCUCUCCAUCAGGCUGCCCAGCAGGGACACACACACAUCAUCAACAUGCUGCUACAACAUGGAGCAUCGCCCAACGAGCUCACCAACAACGGGAACAGCGCUCUGUCCAUCGCCAGGCGGCUCGGCUACAUCUCUGUGGUCGACACACUCAAGAUAGUCACCGAGGAGACUCUGACCACUCUGACUGUGACAGAGAAGCACAAGAUGAACGUCCCAGAGACCAUGAAUGAGGUGCUGGACAUGUCCGAUGAUGAAGUGCGUAAAGCCAAUGUCCCCGAAAUGCUCACAGAGGACUAUUUAUCUGAUGUCGAAGAAGAGAUGGAUGUUGGAAAUGUCUGCAUCAGUUACUCCUGUGAUGAUGCGAUGACGGGGGACACAGACAAAUAUCUGGCCCCCCAGGACCUGCGGGAGCUGGGGGACGACUCGCUCCCACAGGAGGGCUACAUGGGCUUCAGCAUCGGAGCGCGGUCACAGAGCCUACGCUCCUUCAGUUCUGAUAGGUCCAACACGCUGAACCGGAGCUCGUUCACGCGGGACAGCAUGAUGAUAGAGGAGAUGCUGGCACCCAAUAAAGAAAUGCAUCUGGCCGUGGCUAAGGACUUGGACAGUGAUUCUCUGCGGCGGUACAGCUGGGCUGCAGACACACUGGAUAAUGUCAACCUAGUCUCCUCACCUGUGCACUCAGGGUUCCUGGUCAGUUUCAUGGUAGAUGCCAGAGGCGGCUCCAUGAGAGGGAGCCGUCACAAUGGAAUGCGGAUCAUCAUCCCGCCUAGAAAGUGCACAGCGCCCACCAGGAUCACCUGCCGACUGGUCAAGAGGCACAAACUGGCAUCGCCUCCUCCAAUGGUGGAAGGGGAGGGCCUGGCCAGCCGACUGGUUGAGGUCGGUCCAGCGGGAGCCCAGUUCCUCGGGCCUGUGAUCGUGGAGAUUCCUCAUUUUGCAUCACUGCGGGGUCAGGAGAGAGAGCUGAUCUUGCUGCGCAGUGAGAACGGAGAAAGCUGGAAGGAGCAUCUCUACGACUGCAGGACUGACGACCUCAAUCAGCUUCUCAACGGCAUGGACGAAGAACUAGACAGCGCUGAGGAGAUGGAAAGGAAGAGAAUCUGCCGCAUCAUCACUAAAGACUUCCCACAGUACUUUGCCGUCGUUUCACGGAUCAGGCAGGAGUCCAAUCAGAUGGGGCCAGAGGGCGGGACUCUGUGCAGCCGCAGUGUCCCAUUGGUCCAGGCUUCCUUCCCCGAGGGAGCUUUAACCAAGAAGAUCAGGGUUGGACUACAGGCCCAGCCAGUACCUGAUGAGACCGUGAAGAAAAUCCUGGGUAACCGGGCAACCUUCAGCCCCAUUGUUACUGUGGAACCCAGAAGAAGGAAGUUCCACAAGCCCAUCACUAUGACAAUCCCAGUCCCGCCCCUGUCAGGCGAGGGGCUUACCAACGGCUACAAAGGAGACUGCACCCCCUGCCUCCGCCUUCUCUGCAGCAUUACAGGUGGUACAUCCCCAGCACAGUGGGAAGACAUCACAGGCACCACACCUCUCACCUUCGUCAACGACUGUGUCUCCUUCACCACUAAUGUCUCUGCGAGGUUCUGGCUAGCGGACUGCCACCAAAUCCCGGAGACGGUGGGCUUGGCCUCCCAGCUGUACAGAGAGCUGAUCUGUGUGCCCUACAUGGCCAAGUUUGUGGUGUUUGCUAAGAUGAACGACCCGGUGGAGUCCAGACUGAGGUGUUUCUGUAUGACGGACGACAAGGUGGACAAAACCCUGGAGCAGCAGGAGAACUUUGAGGAAGUGGCCAGGAGCAAAGACAUUGAGGUUCUGGAGGGUAGGCCCAUCUAUGUGGAUUGUUAUGGCAACCUGGCCCCUCUGACCAAAGCUGGCCAACAGUUAGUUCUCAACUUCUAUGCCUUUAAGGAGAACCGCUUACCCUUCUGCGUCAAGGUUAGAGACAACAGCCAGGAGCCCUGUGGUCGUCUCACUUUCCUCAAAGAUUGUAAGACAACCAAAGGCCUUCCACAGACCGCCGUGUGCAACCUGAACAUCACUCUCCCUGCGCUGAAGAAGGAAAUGGAAUCAGAUCCUGAGGAUGAGACUGAAAAGCCAGAGCGACGUCAUACCUUUGCAUCCCUAGCCUUACGUAAGCGCUACAGCUAUCUGGCCGAGCCUGCACUGAGCCCUCAGAGUCCCUGUGAGAGAACAGACCUCCGUAUGGCAAUAGUAGCUGACCACCUUGGACUCAGCUGGACUGAGCUGGCCAGGGAGCUGAAUUUCUCUGUGGAGGAGAUCAACCACAUCCGAGUGGAGAAUCCCAAUUCCCUGACAGCACAGAGCUUCAUGCUCCUAAAGAAAUGGGUGUACAGGGAUGGUAAAAAUGCCACAACGGAUGCCUUAACCGCAGUGCUGUCUAAGAUCAAUCGGUCGGAUAUUGUGACUUUGCUGGAAGGGCCCAUAUUUGACUAUGGUAACAUUUCAGGCACACGGUGUUUUGCCGAUGAUAACGCAGUAUUCCUGGAUCAGUCUGAUGGGUACCACAACAUAGAUCUGGAGCUGCAGACCCCCUCAGACCUGAACUACCAGCCCCCUACCCCGCUGCAGUCAGACGACUUCUUUAGCGAAGGCGAGGCUAGCAUAGACUCCCCUAGCAAGACCACCCUCACUAGGCCUAGCGACCUCUCCCUCACCCAGACCACCAGUACGUCCAGCAGCGACCCCACUACGGUCGCCCCAGGCCCCACUGCCCCAGAGCCCCACAUUGUGGUGGCAGAGGACACAUCCUUGAGGGGAGAGCGGGGGAGUCAGAAUGAGGGCUUCAUUGAAGAAGACACGGAGCUCAACCGAGAACGUGUGGUGUCUUAUGAAUAUCCGGGUAACGAGCGAAGAGCAGUAGAAGGAAAAAGGGAAACAGAGGAGCAAGAUGAGGCCUUAGAGAAGGAGCUGAAGUCAGGGCAAGGUGUUGUUUUCGAGGGUCAGGAAAGGACCCAGGAAAUUUCCACCAAAGCGGACCCUACCUCAGAAUCUGGUCAUGGAGGUGGAAGGGAGGAAGAGGAAGAAGAGGAGGAGAUGACCCAGGAGAGGCUGCAGAGUCUGCUGGAGGAUAUAAAGCUGGAGGGAGGCUUGGAGGACGAGGAGAUGACGGAGGAGAAGGUGAAUGCCAUUCUCAACCAAGUGCGGCAGGCCGAGAAAGACUUGUGUUCAGUUCCAGGCUGGCGGAGUGAGACGUCCAGUGUGGUGGUGGAGCAGCAAACCCCUGGCCACAUCCCCGACACGGAGGCACCACACAGCGGCAGCCCGGACAGUCUAGCUGAUUCUCCGGAAAAGGCAGAGACGCAGACGGAGAGACAGAAUGGAGCCCACGCUGAGCCAUCCAGGGAAGGGAAGGAGAUGGAGGACAAGAGGAAGGGAUCUCAGGAGGACAGCAGCACAGCGGGACCAAGCAGAGGCCGGGAGGACAAGAGGGAGGAAGGAGACGAUAGGUCACAGCACAAAGCCCAGGGAGAGCAGGCCAGAAACAUUCCUGGAGAGUCGGUGACAGAGGAGCAGUUUACAGAUGAAGACGGGAAUCUGGUCACCAGAAAAGUGAUCAGAAAGGUGGUGCGGCGUGUGUUCACCUCCAAGGAAAGGAGUGAAGGAGGAGGUGAAACAGUAACAGAAGAAGGAGUUGUUGGUGAUGGUGGUGGUGGUGUAGCGACAGGCGGAGCAGACACUACUCCUGCAGCAGGAGAGGCAGCAGGAGCAGGAGGGGGGAAGGGCAGGAAGAGAGGGAAGCGCUCCCGGCAGGGCCAGAAGGCAGAGGAGGCCCACAGGGGGAAAAAUGAGUCUGGAGAAGGAGCCAAGGGGAAACAAGGGAAGAAGAAGGGUCAGUCAUAACAAUGGAGUUCUCAGCUUAAUCUGGUUCACGGACGUCUAACUGCGACAUCACUCACUCUGGGAGGGAAAAGUGACUGGAAGCCGUGACACAGGAGCGCCUGGUCAAUCGGCGAAGUGUGUCUGAAGCUUUCACUUAAAAAUGCAUGGUUUUCAGCAAGACAAACAAAACAAAUUACUUUUAUUUGAUUUCGCAUGAGCAUGUCACCAAACUCACUCACUGUCGAAAAGCGGUAAAAUGACAAGUGCAGACACAUGCGGACGUGAGCCGGGACUUCCUGGUCAUCGACAAAUGAGAAAGGAGAGUUUACAACGACGGCAACGCCCCCUCUGAAGGCAUCUGUGACCAAAGAUGGCACGAAAAGGAAAACGCUGAUUGUUGGAAGACUUUUGAAUCACACUCUCAGACACUCGCCUUAUAUAUUUUUCCUCCUGGACCCACAGUAUUGGGAUGUACCAUGUGGUUCUUUUUUUAAAAGAAAAAAAAUGAAAUAUAAUAAUAAGGUGAUUUUGUUGUAUAUAAAUGACACUGUAUAAAAUCUAAAAAAAAAAAAAAAAAAAAAAUCAGUAGCUUCACAGAUUGUUUAUGCACUGGUUGAUUUAGCUUGAGAUGCUUUGCAAGUCAGUGCAUUUGGAUUGAAAGGCCAACACUGUUUCCACCGUUUAUGGGAUUCUUGGAUGUGUGACCUCACACGGUGACGCCGAAUGAAUACAAAAGGCAAAAAAAGUUGUAUGUAAAUGAGAAACAAAACGAAACAAAACAAAAAAAAAUCUGCUUGAUUUUAACAAAAGGACAUUUCUUUAAAGCCAACUGCUACUCUAAAAUCCUCUCUGUCUGUGGAGCAUUAUUUGUCUUCAAAGUACUAAUAUUUUGCUGCAUGUGAUUUCACUUUGUUUUAAUGAUUUCUUUUUUUUUUUCUUCCUUUUUUUCUCCUAAUGCAAAACACUGUAUUACAAUUAGAGAGGGUUUGAUGGUACUUCUGUCUGUGUGAGCACUCAUAACUCAACCAUCUGUCAUCUAUAGCUGUUUUUCUUUUAUUUUGUUUUUAACAGAUGAAAUGCACACACUCCACACCUGAGUGGCUAGAUAAAGUUUCAUUGUUAUGCUUCGGGAAGGUCCUUUCAGAUGCAGUCUAAGCCUUUGCAACUUACAAUCUAAGAAAAAACCCCAUGAGAGCUAAUGUAUUCGAAUGUAACCUGUAGACUGGCACAUUGUGUGAGCUCCAAACUGCUAGCAGCCCCGUAUGUGUAACAGCAAAUAAGAACUAAUUGUCUAUUUGUACGCCCAUCAUGUGUACUAGAAGUGUAAGUUUAGGCUGAUAGGUCUGCUGUGGUUUAAACUGGGGGCUGUUUUUAUUUGUGGGGGCAGGGAGGGGGCGAGGGUAGGGGGGGUGUUUGGCAUCUUUAUUUUAUUGGUUGCAUUUUACACAAGACCAGGAAAUCUGAUUUUUAGCCAUAUGACACAAACCCAGUCCUUUUUAUUAACGGCUACAUGUGGAUAAAUCAUUUAAUCUUCAUCACAGAUGGUUAAAAAAACAGAUUUUAUGACCGUGUGUAAAUCUUUGUUCAGUCUUUCUUUUUUUUUUCAUUUAAGGCCACCCUAACAAGCAUCCAUUGUCAAAAAUAGAUCUGGUACCAACAUGUAUGAAGAACCAACAUAGCCUACACUGGACGAUCCAACUAAUUAUUUAAGCAGAAAAUAAAUUGUGUUUAAACUGAA
Myripristis murdjan (pinecone soldierfish) is the source of this 7993-nucleotide messenger RNA. RefSeq names its product ankyrin-3-like. Gene Ontology annotation, biological process: signal transduction. The record is from RefSeq and is a predicted model, not a curated record. The transcript is spliced from 47 exons. The coding region runs from base 172 to 6276 and encodes 2034 amino acids. Lineage: Eukaryota; Metazoa; Chordata; Actinopteri; Holocentriformes; Holocentridae. Gene Ontology annotation, molecular function: protein binding.